Molecule: messenger RNA, 1587 nt
Organism: Thlaspi arvense
Lineage: Eukaryota; Viridiplantae; Streptophyta; Magnoliopsida; Brassicales; Brassicaceae
Source: the annotation of a GenBank genome assembly
AUGUCUGAAACCUCGUCCAUGUCUUUGACAGACAGAGUUUAUAGUCAUCUUUGUCUCACCGAUGUUUCUCUCGCGUUGUUAGGGCUGUUUGUUUUCUGUUGCUUGCGUGAGAAGGUAAAAAAGAAGCAGGGGCCAACUAUAUGGCCAGUGUUUGGAGUUACUCCAGAGUUCUUCUUUAACAGGAAUGACGUGUAUAGUUGGGUCACAAGGUGUUUGAAAAACUGUGGAGGAACGUUUCUUUACCGCGGAAUCUGGCUCGGUGGCUCUUAUGGAGCUGUGACUUGUGUUCCCGCUAAUGUGGAGUACAUGCUCAAGACUAACUUCAAGAACUUCCCCAAAGGUCCCUUCUUUAAAGACCGGUUCAAUGAUCUGCUCGAAGAUGGUAUCUUUAACGCUGAUGCUGAAUCCUGGAAGGAGCAAAGACGGGUGAUCAUAACCGAGAUGCAUUCAACCCGGUUCGUGGAGCAUUCCUUCGAGACAACACAAGAUCUGGUACGUAAGAAGCUGUUGAAAGUGAUGGAGAGUUUCGCAAGGUCACAAGAGGCCUUUGACCUCCAAGAUGUGCUCUUGCGCUUGACAUUUGACAACAUCUGCAUCGCUGGUCUAGGUGAUGACCCGGGGACUCUGGAUUCAGACCUUCCUCUUGUUCCGUUUGCUCAAGCUUUUGAAGAAGCGACGGAAUCCACGCUGUUUAGAUUCAUGAUUCCUCCUUUUGUAUGGAAGACGAUGAGGUUCUUGGACAUCGGGUAUGAGAAAAGUCUAAGGAAAGCUGUUGAGGUGGUGCAUGAGUUUGUGGACAAGAUGGUCGUGGAACGCAUCUGCAAGCUCAAGGAGGAAGAAACGUUAGGCAACAGAUCCGAUGUCCUCUCAAGAAUCGUUGAGAUAGAAAGCCACAAGAAGAGUAGCGAUGAAAAAGAUCCUUCCAUAAUCAAGUUUUAUAGACAGUUCUGCACAAGUUUCAUCUUAGCCGGUCGAGACACAAGCUCAGUUGCACUCACGUGGUUCUUCUGGGUGUUACAGAAACACCCACAAGUCGAAGCAAAAAUCGUACGAGAGGUCAGAGAGAUCUUGAGACACAGAGAAACCGAGAGCCUCUUCACGGUGAAAGAACUAAACGACAUGGUGUAUCUACAAGCAGCACUCUCAGAAACCCUAAGACUUUACCCACCAAUCCCAAUGGAGAUGAAACAAGCCAUCGAAGACGAUGUGUUCCCGGAUGGGACUUUCCUAAGUAAAGGCUCACGUGUCUACUUUGCGAUCUACGCCAUGGGAAGGAUGGAAUCCAUUUGGGGGAAAGACUGUGAAUCUUUCAAACCAGAGAGAUGGAUCCAAGCAGGACAGUUUGUGAACGACGACCAAUUCAAAUACGUUGUGUUCAAUGCUGGACCUAGGAUGUGUUUAGGUAAAACGUUUGCUUACUUGCAGAUGAAGACCGUAGCUGCUUCAGUCUUGUUGAGGUACUCAAUCAAGGUUGAUCAAGAUCAUGUUGUUGUCCCUAGAGUUACCACAACCUUGUACAUGAAGCUUGGUCUCAAGGUCACCAUCUCUCCAAGGUCGCUGCAAGAGAAGAUACACGUUCAAGAUUAG